Acanthoscelides obtectus is the source of this 210-nucleotide messenger RNA. NCBI's taxonomy places the organism in Eukaryota, Metazoa, Arthropoda, Insecta, Coleoptera, Chrysomelidae. The record is from the annotation of a GenBank genome assembly.
CAUAAAAGAGAAGCAUAUCCUCGGAAGCAUAAGGUAAAAGUAUAAGGUCUUGCUUCGGAGAAAAAGGUAGAAGUAUAAUCAUAUACUUGUUGUCAUAUGCAUAAUGGACUCGCGAGGAUAUCCUCCAAGAAGAAGUAAAAGAUUGACUGGUAUUUGUAUCUUGAGCAACAUGUCCCGACUUGUUCCAGCUUGUAGUUGACCAUCACUGAC